Messenger RNA from Oldenlandia corymbosa var. corymbosa, 1568 nucleotides. NCBI's taxonomy places the organism in Eukaryota, Viridiplantae, Streptophyta, Magnoliopsida, Gentianales, Rubiaceae. The record is from the annotation of a GenBank genome assembly.
ACUUACUAAAAGUUUAAAAACAAUAACUAACUUACACAAGCAUAAACACUUCCAGAAUAUAUGUGUUAGCUAGAAAAGUCCCAUGUGGCAAAGGUUACUACUCUUUUUCAACUUCUUUCGUACCCUUUUCCUCUAUAUAUAUAUAUACAUUUAUACCACCCCUUCUCCCUUUCAUUAUAAUAAAUAUACUCCCAAACAAAAGCAUUAUUAUCGUUAUUAUUGAAAGCUUCUCCUCAUUACCACCAACCUCCCCUUUCUUCUUGCUUUCUUUCUUUCUUCUCCAUUAUUAAUCCUUAACUAAUUAAAACACCUCUUUUUUUCUUUCUUCAAGUCUCAAAAUCAUUAGGGUUUCCGCAAAUUAGCCCUUGAUCAUUUCGUCCCGAAGAAACUGAACUCGAUCAACCAAAAAAGAUAGAAAAAAAAAGAGAAAGAAAGAUGGGUCUCAGAGACAUUGGAGCAACGUUGCCUCCUGGGUUCAGAUUUUACCCAAGUGAUGAAGAACUGGUUUGCCACUACCUCUACAAAAAAGUUUCAAAUGGUGAAGUUUCCAAGGAUAGUUUAGUUGAAAUUGAUCUCCAUACUUGUGAACCAUGGCAACUCCCUGAGGUCGCGAAGCUGAAUGCCAACGAGUGGUAUUUCUUCAGCUUUCGCGACCGGAAGUACGCGACUGGAUUCCGGACAAACCGAGCAACCACUUCGGGAUACUGGAAGGCCACCGGAAAAGAUCGUACGGUGCGAGAUCCCAGGACCCGAUGUAUGGUUGGAAUGAGAAAGACGUUGGUUUUCUACAGGAACCGGGCGCCAAAUGGAAUCAAAACCGGCUGGAUCAUGCACGAAUUUCGUCUGGAAAAUCCCCAUAUACCACCGAAGGAAGACUGGGUUCUUUGUAGGGUAUUUCACAAAGCCAAAGCUGAUAACGGAGUUGAUCCCAACGACGUGUACGACACUCUUCGUGGCGGCUUUGGCAGUGGUGGCGGUGGUGGUGGCCGGGAAAGCGAAGGUGGCGCCGCUUCUCCCGACGGCCGGCAGAUUACUUCUUUCGGGAAUAUUCCGAACCACCAGGCCAUGAUGCCGUCGGAGCUUGACCGGAAUACUUAUCUCCAGUUGUCGCACGAGAUCAUGCACGGCGGUGCCCCGUCGUCGGUUGAUAAUAACCGAACCGGACAGUUUAAGUGCGAGGAGGAAUACGGUGGUGGAUUCUUCUUUGACGGGUUGAACUUUGGGGAAUCGGGUCUGAGAGACCCAUCAAAUCUGGUGGAAAUGCAAUUUGACGAAGAUAGCAGCUUGGUGUUCAUCUGAUGAUUAAUUAUAUUAUAUAUACAGAAGAUUUGUAGCAUAUUUAUUAUUGAUGAAUAUUAUAUUUAUCUGAGCACAUAAUAUUAUAAAAGAUAUAGUAGGAUGAAAUUGGUAUUUGAGGAUUGAUGAGAUUGAUCAGGCGCCUAGUUUGUUCAUAAUCUGGAAACGAUUCUUGCAGGAUAUUUGAUUGUUACUAGCUAUAGAAUAUAGUAGUACGUACGUACUAUACUAUAGUAGCCUAGUUUAUUAGCUAAUUAUUCUUGGGGGGGGGG